Messenger RNA from Lolium perenne, 953 nucleotides. Lineage: Eukaryota; Viridiplantae; Streptophyta; Magnoliopsida; Poales; Poaceae. The record is from RefSeq and is a predicted model, not a curated record.
CCAACAUCCCUCUACAUAAAGGUAGCACUGCUAAGGCUGCAUAUAUUAUAUGUCUUUACUGACUAACUUUGUCUCUUAUAUGACUAUCUCCGAUGGACUCCAUCGAGUUGGCGGUCCUCAGCGACCACUUCCGGGUGCUCUUCAGCACGAGCCGGCGGACACCGAGUCCACCUUGCCAGCGGCCCAGAGCCUUCGAGCUGGCGGUCCUCAGCGACCACUUCCGGGUGCUCUUCAGCACGAGCCGGCGGACACCGCGUCCACCUUGCCAGCGGCCCAGAGCCUUCGAGCUGGCGGUCCUCAGCGACCACUUCCGGGUGCUCUUCAGCACGAGCCGGCGGACACCGAGUCCACCUUGCCAGCGGCCUAGAGCCUUCGAGCUGGCGGUCCUCAGCGACCACUUCCGGGUGCUCUUCAGCACGAGCCGGCGGACACCGCGUCCACCUUGCCAGCGGCCCAGAGCCUUCGAGCUGGCGGUCCUCAGCGACCACUUCUGGGUGCUCUUCAGCAUGAGCCGGCGGACACCGAGUCCACCUUGCCAGCGGCCCAGAGCCUUCGAGCUGGUGGUCCUCAGCGACCACUUCCGGGUGCUCUUCAGCACGAGCCGGCGGACACCGAGUAAAGCGAGCGCCCGCUCUGUGCAGCUCCCGAAGGGACAGGGCCGCCACCACAUCAUUGAACCGGCGCACCCUUGGCCAAUUCACAAUGCCAUUACUCUUAUCCGACGCCCUUCGGAUGAGGUUGAAGUCCCCGCCCACCACCACUGGAAGAUUGCAGGCGCGCACCUCCGCCCCGAGCUCAUCCAAGAACUCCCCAGUCCUCGCAUGAUCCGCCGGGCCAUAUACCAGGAUGAAGCACCACUUCUUCCCCAACUUGCGGUGGAAGAUGUCAGCACUGAGAAAGAAAGAUCCCUUCCUCCAAACUCCGACCUCAAAGGUCUCAUCCCUAAAUCCUAG